Molecule: messenger RNA, 1467 nt
Organism: Bactrocera dorsalis (oriental fruit fly)
Lineage: Eukaryota; Metazoa; Arthropoda; Insecta; Diptera; Tephritidae
Product: protein late bloomer
Exons: 5
Coding region: 615-1244 (209 amino acids)
Cellular component (GO): membrane
Source: RefSeq, a predicted model, not a curated record
AGCUUUUAUAUCAGUCGGCGUUUGAACGUGUAACGAAAAAGUUUCGAGAUAUUUUGUACUCCAAGUGAAAGUCGUGAAGAACGGAAAUAAGAAAGUGAAAAGUGGUUUUAUCUAUAUUUAUAUUAAAUGCUCGUAAAAUAUUUUUAUUAAUUAAGAAAAAUAAAAAUUGUGAGAAGUAAAGCUUUUAUAAAUAUAUUUCUCAAGAACUUAAAACAUUUACAUAGAGAGCAGCAGCAAUAAACGGCAUUUUAAUUAAAAUAAGUGCAUCUGUAGUUUUGGGAGACCGUCGGAGCAUCGCCUACGUCUACUGAAGAGCUCGCCAAAACACCCACACAAUCGACGCCGCAUUUGAGACAACUUAAUUUAGAAAAACAAGUGGCGUUGCAAGGAAUUUGACUGCGCCGAUAUUUUGUGGAAUUCAAAAAAAAAUUAAAAUUAUUUAUGAGUUUUUAACAGCUGUUAACUGCUAGUGGUGAUUUUUCAAAAGCAAACCGUGUUGGAAAAAUAAAUAAAUUGCAAAGUAUAUAAACAAAUACACAGUGGUAACAUACAAACCUAAUAAAAUCGUAAAAUAAAUAAACACCGAACCACUAGUAAGCCACUAAAGGUGAAAAAUGGGCUGCGCUACGACCACCGUAAAAAUAUCUUCGAUUCUCUUAAACACACUUUUGGCGCUUUUUAGUAUUGCCGCCAUUGUGCUGAUCGCCGUCAAUCCGGGUUCGGUGCCAGACGACUGGGACAUACCAGCAUACAUCAUCUUCGGCUUAGUCAUAGUGUUCGCCGUUAUAGGCUGUGUGGCUGCGCUACGUGAGUCAAUUUGCCUCACUGUGACCUGCGCCGUUUUCUUGCUGCUGUUGGCAAUUCUGCAAAUCGCCGUUACGAUCAACAUUUUGAACGAUCGUCACACGCAGAGCGGCAUAGCUAUCGUGGAAGAUGCCUGGGAUCACGACAAAAUUGACGCUUUACAGCGGGAGUAUGAGUGCUGCGGCAAAGAUAGCUCACAGGAUUAUAUUUUGCUGAAUCGUCAGAUACCGCUCAGCUGCUAUGAGGGUCAAAAUGAUGCGGAUGCAAAUAAUAUUUACACCGAAGGUUGCAGCGCCAAGUUGCAGCGAUACUACGAUAGCGAGACCACGAGCAUCGCGGUGUCGUCGUGGAUAAUUGCGGCCAUUGAGAUAAUUGGCUUUUUGCUGGCCGUAUUUUUGGUCAUCAAUUUCCGCAAUAAACAAAGACGCAUGCAGUUCUAAAAUGUGGCAGCGCUGGUUGUGGUACAGUACAAAUUUAACCUGAACGUCUCGAAUAAUGCGAUUGAUGUUGCGCGAAUAAUACUCGUAUUCUGCUUGAAGAAAUUGCCUCUUUAUUUGUGCAAUUUUUGUAAUUUAUUUGUUGUGUAUUUAUUGUAUUCAAUACUCAUUAAUAUUGCUACAGAGUAAUCGAUUAUAUUAAAAGAAAAAUAAUGUGUAAUUAAGA